Podospora pseudopauciseta is the source of this 222-nucleotide messenger RNA. RefSeq lists its product as uncharacterized. The record is from RefSeq and is a predicted model, not a curated record. The transcript is spliced from 2 exons. Bases 1 to 222 code for a protein of 73 amino acids. NCBI's taxonomy places the organism in Eukaryota, Fungi, Ascomycota, Sordariomycetes, Sordariales, Podosporaceae.
AUGCAUGCCUGUCGACAACAAUUGAAGCUACUAACAGAAAUCCCUCCUGCGCAAUCCUUGAUUCCGAGCCUCUCACUGCAUCUCUACGGCGGGGUUGAAGGGGUCUCUGUGAACUCUAACGGGCGGUAUCAGCUACCGGCCGUAGCACUGACUGUUUCCCUCGCCUCACUUCAUUUGGAUGACGAUGUCGGAUCGAGGAUCAGGGUCGGAGCAAGUUCCUGA